Akanthomyces muscarius is the source of this 2904-nucleotide messenger RNA. RefSeq lists its product as uncharacterized. NCBI's taxonomy places the organism in Eukaryota, Fungi, Ascomycota, Sordariomycetes, Hypocreales, Cordycipitaceae. The coding region runs from base 1 to 2904 and encodes 967 amino acids. The transcript has a single exon. The record is from RefSeq and is a predicted model, not a curated record.
AUGGCCACAGCCCCCCUCUCCAACUCGCCCUCGAGGCUCUUCGACGUGUAUACCGACAAUGCUCCGAACCGCAACCUCUCCCCUAUGCCGCGCGGCGGCUGCAACUUUGUCGACUUGACGCCCGGCACCGCUGGCUCACGCUGCGGCUGCCGACGCUUCUGGAAGCUCCAUGCCGGCGACAAUGGCCAGGCCGGCUGGUGCAUGUGCAACCAUCACGCCUGCUACCACGACGACCGCGCCGCCGACGAGGCCCUCGCGCCGCCCCCGCCCACACCCGUUGCUGGCCAGGAAAAUGAGAAGCCCAAACCGACAGGGCGCGAGCCGCUGAGCCCCGUCGUCGACUUUUCUUUCAAAGUGCCGCCUGCCAUUCCCGGCCUCGACAUGGCCAAUCUUUCCGCGGGGCCCCCACCGCUCUCCUUCCUCAACGAAUUUGCCGAUGACACGGAGAUGAUGAAUGCGCCCAGCAUGGCACCCCCGGCCGCCCCUUCGCUGCCGGACACGCUCAACUGGGGCGACUUCGUUCAUUCAGGCCACGAUCAAGGUGCUGUGCCAGCUAUACCGCCCCAGUGCCUCAUGUCGCAAAAGACGGCCUCGACGACUUCGUCGGUACAAAACAAGUACCUCCGCCCGUUCGCCGGUAGGGGCUUGCAUACACUUGGUGGUCCCAAGGAGCCGAAGCAGUCACCCCUGCGACAGACGAGCAGAUCAAAGAGCCAAAUCACCCAGGAAGCACCCCUCCAUGCGGAGCAGCCACCCGGAACCCCCAUGACUGGCGUGUCCACGAUAGCAGAACCUCGUGCCGUGGAAUGCAACGUUGCUUCCAAGGAAGGCCUGAAGAACAUGAACGAGGCCUUGUCUGGCCAUGAACAGCGACUGGACAAGCUCGAGACGGGCUCUUUUGCUGCCGCCGCGGCCCACGACGACUGCGUCGACAAGCACGAGCAUCUAGACUUGCGCAUUACAGAUCUUGAGGGGAAAGUGGAGGAGCUCGAGAAAGUCGCCAAUGACAACGACACUAUUGCCAGCCGUCGAGAGCGCCAUGAUGACGAUGAAGCCACGGCCAGCAUCAUCUCCGUUACUACCAGUACUACGACCCGCCCUGCGAAUGCGCGCGAGCUCGCCAAUCAACUGCAGGCCCUUCAAUCACAAGUCUCCCAACUCCAGGCAUUCUUACCCUCCAUCAACCAUCCGUGGGAGGUGGAAGUUGUCUUUUUGCCCUUUCCUCUCAAAAAAGUAUGGCAAGACCUUCACCAAUUCAAACGAGACCCCACUCUCAGCAACGACGACUGGACCCAAGUGCCACAGACCAACAGCGCCUCUAUGCUCCGGUCUCAGUCGCCCGUGUUUGGCGACUGGGCCACGCCAGACCAUGACGCCGAGUGGCUUCUGCCCAAAGCCUGUGGCGACAAGAGCGUCACUGAUAAGCGUCUCCGCAGCCGGGGCCUCGUCAAGACCAUUUCCGUCCAUGGCCCCGACGCCCGCAGCGUGCACGUGGCCGUCGUCGAGGCCUUUGGCAGCGUCUUCAACGAGAUGCAGAUGCUGCCGCGGCGCCAGGACACGGACCCGCGAUACGCCGGGUACCUGGGCCUACAGUCGGCGUGGCUCCCGUUGCGCAAGAUUCACCGCGACUCGCGCCUGCGCUUCCUCAGCCCUGCCGAGAUGGUGACGCCCGCGCUGUGGGACGUCCAGUUCCUCAGCUCCGUCAUGAUGCGGUCGUCUGAACCUAGAUUGUUCAUUACCCACCCGGACGCCUACCUCCAGGACUUUGCCGCCUACGAAGCCGGCUGGACAUGGCAGCGCGUCCGUGAGCUCACGCGCGUGUACCCGGACUUUGACGAGUCCCAGCAGGUGCCCGAGGCCGACGCCCUCGAGGAGCACUGGUCCUGGAGCGAGACCAUGGACGAGCCCCCCAACGUCCACACCUCGAUGAGCUUACGACAGUCGAGGCCGCGCGCCACCGUCUCGCCCUCGCAUGCUCGCUUCCCACUUAUCGAGCGCUGGCGAUCACAGAGUCCAGCCAUUGUCCGCGAACACUCGCCGCUAGCCAAUAACAAUAGCCGUUCCUCUGCCCACCGUUCGUCGUCUCGCCAACCGCACGGCCGCACAGCCUCCGUCCCUGUAAAUGCCGCCCGCCAUCCGUCGGUCGACAACCAGCGCCGCGUCUCCGCCAGCAGCCGACGAGCAUCUCCCGCCAUGCGUGUCAGCGUCGGCGGUGGUGGCGGUAUCAUGAAGAAUGGCCGCGGCACCCGCUCCCCAAGCCACCCUUUGUACACACCGCGCUGGACACACUCGCCCAGCCCCAUGCCAUGGGGUGGCCCUCAGGACCGCCAGCCUGCGCGCGGCAUGACACCGUUUGCCUAUGCCACGCCCUACAGCAACGCCCCGGCGCCACCACCCCAGCACCAGGAAAAUGGAUAUCGUGCGCGCAGCGGCAGCGUGGUCCGGUUUGAAGUGCACCAGCCGUACUAUCAACAACAGCGCCACCGCAGCAGCAGCAGCCGUCUCACCGCCGUCCCUCAGCCGCCGCCGACGACGAUGCUGAUUGACGAUGAUGAUAAUGUCAAAAUGUACAACAGCGAGUCGGACGACGACUACGAAGAGGAUGACGACGAGGACGGUGACGACACGGACAACGUGGUGGACAUGGUGACGGAUGCCCAGCCGCAUCCGCUGCAGCUCGUCGCAGGGUCCAUCUGGCCCGGCAUGCCGGAGGACGAGCCCUGGCCGGGCAUCGAAGACGGCGCGCCGGGGCUACGCUCUGGCGACGCGGAGAAUAUAGACCCGAACGUGAGUCUGGGCGGUGCGAGCCAGCAGAGCAGCCAGCCGAGCGAGUACCCAAGCACGCAGAUUAUCAAAAGGGAUGAAGAUGAGGAUGAGGAAGAUUUUCUGAUUCAUGAGGAUUAG